AUGUGGCUCCUCUUGCUUCUGCUGAGUGGGCUGAGUAGACUUGGAGGGCUUAGCGAGCCCCAAACAGAAGGCACUCGUGAGAAAUUACACGUGCAAGUCACGGUGCCAGAGAAAAUCCGGUCCGUCACAAGUGAAGGCUACGAAACACAGGUGACCUACAGUCUCAAAAUCGAAGGGAAAACAUACAUCCUGAACCUAAUGCAAAAAGCGUUCUUGCCUCCCAACUUUAGAGUCUACAGCUAUGACAGCACAGGGAUCAUGAGGCCUCUUGAGCAGAAGUUUCAGAAUAUCUGCUACUUCCAAGGAUACAUUGAAGGUUAUCCAAAUUCUAUGGUGAUUGUUAGCACAUGUACUGGACUCAGGGGCGUACUUCAGUUUGGAAACGUUAGCUACGGAAUUGAACCCCUGGAAUCUUCCAGUGGUUUUGAACAUGUAAUCUACCAAGUGGAACCUAAGAAAGGAGACACAUUACUCUAUGCCGAGAAGGAUAUGGAUUUAAGAGACCCGCAGUAUAAGAUACGAAGUAUCAAGCCUCAGCGAAUCGUCUCGCACUAUCUGGAAAUACACAUUGUAGUUGAAAAGCAGAUGUUUGAGCAUAUUGGGGCUGAUACAGCUGUUGUCACUCAAAAGAUUUUCCAGUUGAUUGGACUGACAAAUGCUAUCUUUGCCCCCUUUAAUCUUACAGUAAUUCUGUCUUCCCUGGAAUUUUGGAUGGACGAAAACAAAAUCUCGACCACGGGUGAUGCUAACAAGUUGCUGUACAGGUUCCUGAAGUGGAAACAGUCGUACCUCGUUCUGCGACCACAUGACAUGGCGUUUUUACUCGUCUACAGGGACACCACUGAUUAUGUUGGCGCCACCUAUCAAGGGAAGAUGUGUGACAAGAACUAUGCAGGAGGCGUUGCUCUGCACCCCAAAGCCGUAACUCUGGAAUCACUUGCAAUUAUUUUAGUUCAGCUGCUGAGCCUCAGCAUGGGGGUCGCAUAUGACGAUGUGAACACGUGCCAGUGCGGAGUACCCAUCUGCGUGAUGAACCCCGAAGCACUUCAUUCCAGCGGUGUGAGGUCCUUCAGUAACUGCAGCAUGGAGGACUUCUCUAAGUUUAUCGCAAGUCAAAGCUCCCACUGUCUUCAGAACCAGCCACACCUACAGCCGUCGUACAAGAUGGCAGUCUGUGGGAAUGGAGAGUUGGAAGAAGGAGAAGUUUGCGACUGUGGACAGGAGGGCUGUGAGGAUAAGCCUCCUCCAUGCUGCAAUCCCACCACCUGUCAGCUGUCAGAGGGCUCCACUUGCUCCACCGGAAGUUGCUGCGACGCUUCGUGCAAUCUGAAGGCAAAGGGGGAACUUUGCAGGCCUGCCAAUCAGGAAUGUGACGUCACAGAGUACUGCAACGGCACUUCCGAAGUGUGUGAAGAAGACUUCUUUGUUCAAGACGGUCACCCAUGUGCAGAACGGAAGUGGAUCUGUAUUAAUGGCACCUGUCAGAGUGGAGCACAGCAGUGCCGGGAUCUGUUUGGCACUGAUGCAGACUAUGGUACAAAAGAAUGUUACGCGGAGCUGAAUUCCAAAAGUGACAUAUCUGGGAGCUGUGGUAUCACUCCUACGGGGUACAAGAACUGCGCACCUAAUGACCGGAUGUGUGGAAAACUAAUAUGUAUAUACCAAAGUGAAGACAUACUUAAAAUGAGGUCUGCCAUUGUUAUCUAUGCCAAUAUAAGCGGGCAAAUCUGCAUCUCCCUGGAAUACCCCCCAGGUCACAAAGAGAGCAAGAAGAUGUGGGUGAGAGAUGGAACUGUCUGCGGGUCAGGGAAGGUUUGCUUGAAUCAGGAGUGUGUAGAAGAUACUUUCUUGAACUAUGAUUGCACCCCAGAAAAAUGCAACCACCAUGGGGUAUGUAAUAACAAGAAGCAUUGCCACUGUGAGCCCACAUACUUACCUCCGGAUUGUAAAAAUACGGAGGAUACAUGGCCUGGUGGGAGCAUUGAUAGUGGCAACCAGCAACGGGCUGAAUCCAUCCCUGCACGGUCCUAUGUUGCAAGUGCCUACCGCUCCAAGUCUGCACGGUGGCCAUUUUUCCUGAUCAUCCCUUUCUACGUGGUGAUCCUUGUCCUGAUCGGCAUGCUGGUAAAAGUCUAUUCCCAAAGGAAAAAAUGGAGAAUGGAUGACUUCUCAAGUGAAGAACAAUUUGAAAGUGAAAGUGAGUCCAAAGACUAGUGUGGACAGCAAAGAUUCCAGUGUCAUGUAAUUCUCUUCAGUGGACAGAAAAAAAAGUGGAAAAGAAAAACCUAUGCAUCAUCUGUUUGCCUGAAAGUCAAGCCUGCAUAUUGUGGUUUCCAUCUGGCCAGAAAUCAUAUCUCUCCAUACACAUGUGUGAUACAUAUAUGUGUAUAUAAUUCCAUAAAUGAUUUACUUGUAAG
Messenger RNA from Rattus rattus (black rat), 2417 nucleotides. RefSeq names its product ADAM metallopeptidase domain 2 (gene Adam2). Bases 1 to 2214 code for a protein of 737 amino acids. Gene Ontology annotation, molecular function: metalloendopeptidase activity. NCBI's taxonomy places the organism in Eukaryota, Metazoa, Chordata, Mammalia, Rodentia, Muridae. Gene Ontology annotation, cellular component: plasma membrane. Gene Ontology annotation, biological process: proteolysis; cell adhesion; binding of sperm to zona pellucida. The transcript has 21 exons. The record is from RefSeq and is a predicted model, not a curated record.